AUUUUCUAUUAUAUAUAGAGCUCUCCACCUUUGCAAUUCCCACAUUGACAGCAGGCAGUACUCGACCCAUCCAAACCAGGUUUUGCUUCCCAAAAGAUGAAGAAGACUGUGAUACAAGUGAAUAUUAAGUGCCAGAAAUGUAAAACCGAUGUACUAAAAGCUACCACCAAGCUUUCAGGUAUACAGGAAGUGUCAGUGGAUGGAGAGAAGGAAUUGUUGAGUGUGGUUGGAGAUGUGGAUCCAGUGUUGGUUGUAAAAAAUUUGAGGAAGAUAGGCAAAGUUGCAAAGAUAAUCAGUGUUGGACCUCCUAAAUCUGAAAAACCAAAACAAUCACCUAAAAAACCUUGUAAUCUUCCUCCAUGUUGUAAUGACUGCCAACUAGUCGCUGUCGGCUUUUCUCAGGACUACAAUGGAGGGUGCCACAUCCUUUGAAGUAAAAAUGAUCAUUUCUUCUGCACUUUAAAAGCAAGUAUAAUCUUUAUUGGCUUGCCAUAUAAAGUUUUUAUAUAUUUUUAUUUUAUCAAAAUUAAAUAUAAUAUAUAUAUAUAUAUAUAUA
This is a messenger RNA of Ziziphus jujuba (common jujube), 556 nucleotides long. Its product is annotated as heavy metal-associated isoprenylated plant protein 2-like. Gene Ontology annotation, molecular function: metal ion binding. The record is from RefSeq and is a predicted model, not a curated record. The coding region runs from base 97 to 432 and encodes 111 amino acids. NCBI's taxonomy places the organism in Eukaryota, Viridiplantae, Streptophyta, Magnoliopsida, Rosales, Rhamnaceae. The transcript has 3 exons.